Ostrinia furnacalis (Asian corn borer) is the source of this 1224-nucleotide messenger RNA. Its product is annotated as trypsin-3-like. The coding region runs from base 276 to 1145 and encodes 289 amino acids. Gene Ontology annotation, molecular function: serine-type endopeptidase activity. Gene Ontology annotation, biological process: proteolysis. Lineage: Eukaryota; Metazoa; Arthropoda; Insecta; Lepidoptera; Crambidae. The record is from RefSeq and is a predicted model, not a curated record. The transcript is spliced from 6 exons.
ACCCGUCCGUUGUAUUGUUGUGUAUUCCACGCGUUUGUCUCACCGUUAAGAUUUUAGCAUAUUGAUCUAGAUAAGUUAGGGUACAUAACAAGUCAAUUUCAUUAUCUAAAACAGUAUUUCAAGUUUUCCAGUGGCGUCAGAGCUAUGUGGGUGAUAUGGUAUUCAAGAUCAGCUGGUAUAUAGCAGGUGGAGGGCAUCCCUAUAGCUCAUUUAUAUGUCAGAUAUAAGACCGACGGGUUAAGUAAUUCAGUGACAUAUUUGAAUUUUAAGUUAUCAUGAACGUGUUAGGUGUAGUUUUUGUUUUGGUGUCCGUAGGGCAUGCGUCUUCCGGAUACAAAUUUGGCAUAGGUAAAGACGAGUUGGACACGUCGUCCAUAAUCCUGUCCGAGCGAGUGCCGGUGGAGCCCUCGGGCCCGGGGCUGGCUGACGAGUACCCGCGGCCGCAGGGCUCCGACCGCAUCGUGGGCGGCCAGGAGACCACCAUCGAGGAGCACCCCUACCAGGUGUCGUUCAUCGUGAACAACUCGUACUUCUGCGGCGGGUUCAUCGUCAGCGAGGACUACAUCCUCACGGCCGGACACUGCGCGCAGAAUGUGGACCCAUCAACAGUGGUGCUUCGAGCGGGCAGCACGUGGCGUCGCAACGGCACCGUCAUCCCCAUAGCGUCCGUCACGCCGCACCCGAACUAUGACGAGCCGGCCUUCGACAAGGACGUGGCCGUCAUGAAGACGGCGGAGAAGAUCAACUUUACUGAGGCUAUACAGCCUAUACCGCUGGCGCCGCUCGGCCGGCCCAUGAGGGGCGGCAGUGACAUCGUGGUCAGCGGGUGGGGCCGGACGCAGUUCGGCGCGGCCACGAUCCCGGAGCGGCUGAUGGACGUUCAGAUCCCGGUGGUGAGCCACCUGCAGUGCCGCCUGGUCUACUUCUCCGUGCUCACCGACAACGAGUUCUGCGCCGGGAACUUCUUCCUCGGCGGGAAGGGCACUUGCCAGGGCGAUUCUGGCGGCGCGGCGAUCCAAGACGGAAUGGCGGUAGGCAUAGUUUCGUACGGGCGCGGCUGCGGCCAGGCGCUGUCGCCGAGUGUCUUCGCCGACAUCGCCUCCAAACCCAUCCGGGACUUCAUCAAGGAACAAACCGGACUCUAGUGAUGUACAGUACGCUUCAACAUGGAAGAUGGAACUGAGGCUUUUGUAUACUGGAUAAAUGUGUUUAGAAUAGAUAAUU